AUGUUGAUAAAUGGUGUUAUUUUGAACUGGAAGGUUAUGCAGAUGACUUACAGAAAAAGUAUAAGUAUAGGAAAAGAAAUUAAGUUUGAUAUAUACAUUAAACAUGAUGUUGUUAUAGGUGAUGGUGGUUUUGUCAAUCUUCCUAAGUAUAUAGAAGAAGCUGAACCUGUUAAGAAUAGCAGUUGUAAGGGGAAGGAAAAGGUGGUUGAAAGUGAAGUUUCUGAUGAUGUGGAAGUUGAUGAUGGUGGAUAUAGUUCUGAUGAAGAUUGUGAUGUUAGAGGAGACAAGUUUGAUGACAGUGAAGAAGAUAAAGCUUUAGGACUGGAGGAUGGGUUUGGUUUAGCUGAUUCUAAUAAUUUCAUGAUUGAAGGUCCAAGUACUACUCUCCCUAAUACAAGAAAUGAAGAUGAAGUGUUAUUAGAUGAGGUUGAAAUAGAUGUUGAUUAUGAAAGUGAUUCCCUUGGCAGCUCUGACCCUGAUGAUUCUGAUGAGGAAAAAGGUCCAAGAUAUGAAAAGUUUAGGAUGGAACAGCUUAACAAAAAAUUUAAGUUCAAGGUUGGCAUUGAGUUUAAGUCCCUAGAUGAGUUCAAGGAAGCCCUUACUGAGUGGAAUGAAUUAAAUGGGUGGGAGUUUAAGAUGGUGAAAAAUGACAAUGAAAGGGUUAGGGCAGUUUGCAAUAACAAAUUGAAAAAAUGUAAUUAUGUUGCUUUAUGUAGUCAAGUGGGUGGCCAACACACGUAUAGGAUUAAAACAUGGAGUGGGGACCACACAUGUGGUAGGGAUGGAUAUAAUAGAUCUGCUACGUCCAAGUGGGUUACAAAAGUACAACUUCCAAAUAUAACGUGUACUGAGAAAAUAAGUGUAAAAGACAUCAUGAAAUACACGAGAAGGAACCAAGGAGUGGGAGUCACCUUCUACAUGGCCUAGAGAGCAAAGAAGAGGGCAAAUGAUAUUAUUGAAGGUGAGGCUGCAAAACAGUAUACACUGUUAUGGAGGUAUGCAGUUCAGUUAAUGAGGGUUUCAGAAGGUAACUCUAUCAAAAUAAACAUUGAAAGACCACUACCAACAAUUCAACCAAGAUUUGGAUCAUUUUACUUCUGCUUUGAAGGACGUAAAAAGGGUUUUUAAGUGGGUGCAUACCAUUCAUAGGAAUAGAUGGGUGUCACUUGAAGACUUAGUAUGGUGGUCACCUUUUGAUAGCAGUUGGUAGGGAUGCAAAUGAUCAAUAUUACCCUUUAGCUUUUGGGGUUGUUGAAGUGGAGAAUAAGGAAUCUUGGAGAUGGUUUCUGACACUGUUACUUGAAGAUAUUAGAGUUGAUAAGAUAUUGGGCAAGACAUGUGGCCAGUUGUUGAUGCUGAGGAAAUGUUGCCACCAGCAUACAAGAAAGGUCCAAGAAGACCAAAAAAACUGAGAAGAAGGGAACUUGAUGAACCUGAGCCCAAACAUCAUAAGAGGCAAGUGGGUAAGUACAGAUGCACCAAAUGUGGUGACUUUGGCCAUAACAACCGAUCCUGCAAGAGUACUACCAUUAAUCCAGAAGCUCAGAAAAGAAAGAGGAAACCAUCAAGAAAUGCAAGGAGGUCUGCUCAAGUUAAUGCUGAAGUUGGUCAUGUUCAUGCACCUCUAGAAGUUAAUGUUCAACCUCUACCUGCUAUUGUCAAUGAUGCAAAAAAACUGCACCAACUGCUGUUUAACAUGCUACUGCACCUGCAUCAAUUGGUGUAAAUGCACCAUUUAAGCCACCAAACAAG
Medicago truncatula (barrel medic) is the source of this 1752-nucleotide messenger RNA. RefSeq lists its product as uncharacterized. Bases 1 to 927 code for a protein of 308 amino acids. The transcript is spliced from 3 exons. Lineage: Eukaryota; Viridiplantae; Streptophyta; Magnoliopsida; Fabales; Fabaceae. The record is from RefSeq and is a predicted model, not a curated record.